CACAGUAAACAUAGGUCCCCUUUCCCUCCUCCCCUCGCGGCCUCCUCACAUCUCGUUUCCUGUCCCGUGCAAUCUAUGCCUGAAAUCGAAUGGAGUCGCCGUCAACUUCUUCGCCGCUUCCGGAGUCUGUGCCGCCCCGCGAUGUCAUCCACGUCUUCUGGCACGAGGGGAUGCUCGACCACGACACUGGCUCUGGCGUCUUCGACACAGGAUUCGAUCCAGGGUUCCUCGAGGUCCUUGAUAAGCACCCGGAGAACGCCGACCGGGUGAGGAACAUGGUCUCGAUCCUCCGCAAGGGCCCCCUCGCCCCCUUUAUCUCAUGGCACUCCGGUCGCCUUGCCCAUCACUCGGAACUUCACUCCUUUCACACGCCUGAGUACAUUGAAGAACUGGUGCAAGCUAAUGUAGCUGGCCAUAAAGAACUCUGUUUGGGCACAUUCAUGAAUCCUGGUUCGUGGGGUGCUGCUCUGUUGGCUGCUGGAACCACAUUAUCGGCGAUGAAGCAAAUAUUAGAUGGAAACGCAAACCUCACUUAUGCCCUAGUGCGCCCUCCAGGUCACCAUGCACAGCCUAGUAGAGCAGAUGGUUACUGCUUCUUAAACAAUGCUGGGCUUGCAGUACAACUUGCUCUAGAUUCCGGCUGCAGAAAAAUUGCUGUAAUUGAUAUUGACGUGCAUUAUGGGAAUGGUACGGCAGAAGGUUUCUAUCACUCAGGCAAUGUCCUUACAAUCUCCCUUCACAUGAAUCAUGCUUCUUGGGGACCAUCACAUCCACAGGAUGGUUCUAUCCAUGAGCUAGGUGAAGGAAGUGGGUUUGGCUAUAAUCUGAACAUACCAUUGCCCAAUGGGACAGGUGAUGAGGGCUAUGGUUAUGCAAUGACUGAACUGGUUGUUCCAGCUAUUCAAAAAUUUGAACCCAAUCUUAUUGUUCUGGUUGUGGGGCAAGAUUCUAGUGCGUUUGAUCCAAAUGGAAGGCAAUGCCUGACAAUGGCUGGUUAUAGGAAGAUUGGUGAAGUAGUACGCAUGUUGUCCGAAAGGCAUUCAAGGGGGCGCAUAUUAAUUGUCCAAGAAGGAGGUUACCAUGUCACAUACUCAGCAUACUGUCUCCAUGCGACUUUAGAAGGUGUACUCGGCGUUCAAACCCCUCUACUUUCUGAUCCAAUUGCAUAUUACCCUGAAGACAAGGCUUUCACUUUUAAGGUUGUGGAUGCGAUCAAGCGAUACUGGAAAGAAUGUAUCCCUUUCCUGAAUCAAUUCUAGCAUCGCUUUCAUGAACCGAUUCUAGCAAGGUAAUUAAUUUGGCAUUGAGCCUACCAAACUUGUGUGUUUCCUGUGAAGGACUGCUAACAGUUAUGCUCUUAGUUAGUUUGUCAACCUUAAGCAUUUCGUAUGUGCUCUUAGUUCUCAGCUAUCGAUUUCCAUAUUUGAAGAAUUUUCUA
Molecule: messenger RNA, 1438 nt
Organism: Zingiber officinale
Lineage: Eukaryota; Viridiplantae; Streptophyta; Magnoliopsida; Zingiberales; Zingiberaceae
Product: histone deacetylase 8-like
Exons: 3
Coding region: 90-1259 (389 amino acids)
Source: RefSeq, a predicted model, not a curated record